This is a messenger RNA of Akanthomyces muscarius, 459 nucleotides long. RefSeq lists its product as uncharacterized. Lineage: Eukaryota; Fungi; Ascomycota; Sordariomycetes; Hypocreales; Cordycipitaceae. The record is from RefSeq and is a predicted model, not a curated record. The transcript has a single exon. The coding region runs from base 1 to 459 and encodes 152 amino acids.
AUGGAGGCCACCGAGCAAACAAUUCCACACAUCUCCGCCGCCAAGCAGGACCGCAUCCUCAUCUGGCGCAGCGAAGUCGCCAACGCCUCCCUCGACGCCGAGAGCAGCACCACAAACGACGGCGCCUCCUCCUCGGCCACAUCCACCACCACGUCCUCGUCCUCCUCGCGGUCCGCCCUCGUCGUCGCCCGCUCCCGGGACAUGCUCUCCAAGCUCGCGCACAAGCUCCGGCCCUCGUCCUGGCGGGGAGCUGGACGCCGUCCCGAGGAUGAUGACGACGCCGUCACGAGGACCGCCAUGUACGCGACGCUGUCGCCAGACUACAAUCCAGACGACGACGACGACGACGAAGAUGCGUUAGAUGACGGAGAUGCACCGGCGCGGGAUGCGGCGCUGAGGGAGAAGCAGCAGAGGUUGAUGCGCGCGGCGAGGCUCCUCGACAAGGAGCCCCGCGUGUAG